Messenger RNA from Alternaria ethzedia, 1074 nucleotides. RefSeq lists its product as uncharacterized. Lineage: Eukaryota; Fungi; Ascomycota; Dothideomycetes; Pleosporales; Pleosporaceae. The record is from RefSeq and is a predicted model, not a curated record. The transcript has 3 exons. Bases 1 to 1074 code for a protein of 357 amino acids. Gene Ontology annotation, molecular function: protein binding.
AUGGCGCCUACCACACGAUCCGGCAGCAAGCGCGCAAGCGGCGAAGCUGUAGACACCAAAGUCACCAAGAAAGCGAAGCAAUUCGUCAAGAAGGCUGCAAAGCCUGCGAAGAGUGCGGCGCCUGCGAGCGAAGCUCCGCAGUACUUCCGCUUCCUUGAUCUCUCUCCAGAACUGCGAAACAAAGUAUACGGAUACGCUACAGAAGAUGACUCCAGCCGCUUUGCUCCACGACCCUGUCAGCUCCCCCAUCAUUCUGCUCGCGCCUCGCCUACAGAGCGUCCCUGGAAGUUCUUCGCUCUAACUCACGUCUGUACACAAGUCCGCGCAGAGUAUCGUCCUCUUUGGGUUCGAGAUCUCCGGGUUGCAUUCUCGUCGACUUUCCAACUGACGGCCUUCCGCGACACCUUUCUACAAUUCGAGAACGAACCCAAGCACAUGCCGAAGCUCAUACAGUACCUAUGGGACCAUGGUCAGGAUGACGAGAUGAGAUUCCAUCUGACGCCCAUUCUUCGUCUGCAUGCACACUCUCCGUCAUCCCGAUUGGCGAUCGUUCCUGAGAAGGUUGCACUCGGAGUGGACGUGGAGAACGACAUCUGUCACAAAUGUCUGAUGCGACAUCGUCACAGCAGAGAAUUCAGCAUAUAUUCAGAUAGCGAGGACGAGGACGACUGCAGCUGUCCAGACUUUGAUAUGAGCCAGAGCGAGUGGGAAGAGUUCAAGCACGACCAGAUGGAGUAUACUUCCGACAUACCCGUGUUCGUCCACAACACGAACGAGGCUUGGAUCAAAGCUGUACAAGAGCAAAAGGUGACCGCCAGUAGCACGUUCUGCCGAUGGAGCCACCAUGCCGUCUUCAAAAUUCUCUACAAAGAUCCAGUCUGCGAGACGACGGCUGAUUCCCAACCUGCAUGGGACUUGAUGAAGCAAUGGGGCAUCCUCGACCUUCAAACCAAACGAGGAACAGACUUCAUAUUCGCGUACGAGGAUAGGAAGACCGCAGAAAAGGAUGGUUACAGCAUGGCACACUCCGUUACACGCCAAAUCGUAUUUCGCAAAACCCCUCCGAAGAUCUAA